Molecule: messenger RNA, 6049 nt
Organism: Choloepus didactylus (southern two-toed sloth)
Lineage: Eukaryota; Metazoa; Chordata; Mammalia; Pilosa; Megalonychidae
Product: ankyrin repeat domain-containing protein 26-like
Exons: 34
Coding region: 122-5380 (1752 amino acids)
Source: RefSeq, a predicted model, not a curated record
UGACGCAACGAAUAUAGUCAGUCUUCUUCUUCAGAAAGGUAUUGAUGUCUUUUCUCGAGAUUUCUGUGGAUGGACUGCAGAUGAAUAUGCUCUUCUUAAUGGUUUUAUUAUCAGUCGCAAAAUGAUUUCUGAGUAUAGAAAGAAAAAGCUACCUGUGAGUUCCUCUCAAAAUAAUAAUCCAGGAGAGGAAGAGCAUUCUGAAGAAGACUCUUUGAGCAGGCUUUCUAUCAAACCUGGCAUUGAUGAUUCAUGGCCUACACCAGAUGAAAAAGACUUCGAUUUUGAUCACAAGACUCUCCCCAAACCAAGCUUAACAAAGCUAAUGACUGCUCCUCAGCAAUUCAGGAAAAACAUAGAAGAAAAUCGUAGCAUUGUGAGACCAGAAAAUAGAACCUUGUUGGAGGACAGUAGUUCUGAUAGUGCACGUGAAGAAGAUGUGGUUGAAACUCUCCAAAAGUUGCCAGUCAGAGUCCAGGGCCUCCCUCAUGCUGCCUUUCCAUCACCUGACCCUCUUCUAAAACCUCCCCUUGUGUCUUCAGCAGUCCCUGGUGCUACAAAGGAAGGAACAACAAAGUCAGCAAUUAUAGAAAAAGAAGCUGGUAUUGGUGUUACUGAAAUUGCUCCAAGAGAACAAACGAAUAGUGGCAAUAUGACUUCAGUUGUUGGAACACACAAAAAUGAUAAAAGUGAUAUGAUGCCAGCUUUAGGAUUGAGUGAAAAGGAAGAUAUAGAAUCACCUUCAGAUUCUGAGAGCAUCUCUGAGAGUCUUCCACAGAAGUAUGUUGCUCAUUUAUCUGAAGUCACAGAUCAGAAAGGAAAAAAUAUAUUAAAUGGACAAAUAGAAGAUUCUCCUGAGAAAUAUCCUCAUGUGAAGCCCAUGCAGCCUAUCAUUGAAAUGAAAGAUUCUGCCCCUAAUAAAGCAGUGAGAAUCAAGGAUGUACAAACAUCCGAAUCAGAUUUUUCAGAUUGGGAUUCUACUAGUUUGACCCUCAAUAGUGAGCACUGCAAAACAUCUGGGGAUUUGAAAGUUGAUGAUAAAUGUCUAUUUGUAUCACAAUCGAUCACCAAAAAUCAGUCAGCAUCCACAGAAUUUGGACAGAUGACCUUAAUAGAUAAAGAGAAGUUUAGUACUGGAACUGUAUUUCUAUUAGAGAAUUAUUCUCUCCAUGACCCAUGUGAAUCACAGCUAUCAGAAAAGAAAGAGAGCAAAGAAGAUUUGUCAGCAGAACUAGACUUAAAAAUGAAAUCAGAGGAAGAACAAGAGAGGCUUGGUGGAAGUGAAAACAACCAACCACAGGUUGAAGAAGAAAGGAAGAAGCACAAAAGAAGUGAAAUGGAAGUCUCAGAAAACUUGUUUGCUGCUGCUGCUGAGGAUGAUGAGGAUGGAUUCAUUCAACAAAGAAAGAGUGAAAAAACUGAUAGUCAGCAAUUUCCUAUUAAGGAUAAUGAUUCUAAUAGUAGCAGUCCUGCCUUGCAUAUGAAGGAAAUAAAGAGAAAUGAAAAUGAAAAAUGGACCUCAAAGGAACCUGUGAUUACACCAAGGUUUGAGAAGACAGAUUCACUGACUGGCAUUCUACUGCAAGUGAAUAAUGACAGCAGUUUAAGUGAAAUAGAUCAGGAGGAAGAAAGGACUGCAAAGAAAACAUCUGAUGAAAAGAACAAGGUCAAAAAGCAAAUGAAUUCUGUGGAUGAUCUUGAUGACUUAACUCAGGCAUCUGAAACGGCUUCAGAGGAUUGUGACUUGCUUAGCCCUAAUUGUAAGAAUUCUGUGUUGCUAAUUGAACAACUUGGAAUGGUUUGUAAAGAUUCUGUUAGCCUAUUGAAAAUCCAGGAUGCAAUUCUUUCAUAUGAAACAGUAAUAGAACUUAAAAAAAAUCGUUGUGAACUACUUACAGAAAAAAUUAAAACAACAGAAAAUAAAGUUAGUGGUCUACAAAAGGAGCUAUCAGAAACCAAAGAAAUGAAAUCACAGUUAGAGCAUCAAAAAGUGGAAUGGGAACUAGAACUUCGCAGUUUGAGAUUUACCUUAAAACAGGAACAAGCGAACAGAAGAAAUGCUGAUAUGUUGUAUGACAAAAUUAGAGAACAAUUAAGAAGAAAAGAAGAGCAGUAUAGUAAAGAAGUUGAAAUGAAACAACAACUUGAAUUCACUCUUCAAACACUAGAUAUAGAGUUGAGGACUGUAAGAAAUAAUUUGAAUCAGGUUGUAGAAGAGCGAAAUGAUACCCAGAGGCAACUUUUGCUAGAACGGAAUGCCAGAAUAUUACAAGAAGGAAUUCAAAAGGACAAAGAAAUGGCUCAAAAGAAAGUGAGUGGGAAUUCUGAGGUUUCUGAUAGUCAUGAGAAAGGAGAAGAUCUUUUGCAUAAAAAUCGUAUGUUGCAGGAUGAAAUUGCCAUGCUAAGAUUGGAAAUAGACACAAUGAAAAUUCACAACCAGGAAAAAGAAAAGAAAUAUUCCGAGGACAUGAAAAUUGUAAAAGAAAAAAAUGAUGACCUUCAAAAGACAUUAAAACUGAAUGAGGAAACAUUAACAAAAACAAUAUUUCAGUAUGAUGAACAGAUUAAUGUUCUAACAUCACAAAAUGCAAUGCUAAACUCUAAAUUAGAGAGUGAAAAACAAAGCAAGGAAAGACUGGAAACAGAAGUUGAAUCAUACCGUUCUAGACUGGCUGCUGCAAUAAACGACCAUGAUCAAAGUGAGAUAUCAAAAAGAGAGCUGGAACUCACUUUCCAGAGAGCAAAAGAUGAGUGGUUUCAUUUACAGGACAAAAUGAAUUUUUAUGUGUCUGACCUAAAAGACAACAAUGAGAUUCUUUCUCAAAAGCUUUCUAAAGCUGAAAGUAAAUUCGAUAGCCUAGAAAUCAAGUUCCAUCACACAAGAGAUGCUUUGAGAGAAAAGAUUUUGAUUUUAGAACAUGUACAAAGAGAUCUAAGCCAAACACAGUGCCAGAUGAAGGAAGUUGAACACAGGUAUCAAAGUGAACAAGGUAAAGUGAGUAAAUACAUUGGAAAACAAGAAUCCUUAGAGGAAAGGUUAUCCCAACUGCAAAGUGAAAAUAUGUUACUUCGACAACAAGUGGAUGAUGCUCACAACAAAGCUGACAUUAAAGAAAAGACAGUGAUUAAAAUGCAUGACCAAUUUCAGGAUAUUAUGAAAAAACUUGAAGCUGAAAGUGAAAAACAAAGCCUUCUUCUAGAAGAGAGAAAUAAGGAAUUAAUCAGUGAAUGUAAUCAUUUAAAAGAACGAAUACAUCAGUAUGAAAAUGAGAAAGUAGGAAGAGAAGUAGUUGUGAGACAACUUCAGCAGGAACUGGCUGAUACCCUAAAAAAACAAUCUAUGUCAGAAGCUUCACUGGAGGUUACAUCACGUUAUCGCAUUAAUUUAGAAGAUGAGACACAGGAUUUAAAAAAGAAAUUAAGUCAAAUCAGAUGUCAGUUGCAAGAAGCACAGGCUCAACGUACAGAGGCAGUACAAUGUGCUGAGAGGACACAAGAUCACAUGCAAAAGCUUGAAAUUGAAAAUACCAGGUUAAAAGUUACAAUCAAAAAGCAAAUGAGCAAAAUUGAACAGCUUCAGAAAAACCUGUUGGGUACAAAUUUGUCUAAGGAAGAAAAAGAACAAUUAAAGAAACUUACUGAAUUGAAACAAUCUCUGGAAUAUCGUUUGGAUAAAGAAAUGAAGAAAAAUGGUGAAUUAGAAAAAGAGAUUAUUGGAUUUAAGAAACUCUUAAAGAUGACAAGAAAGGAGUUAAAUAAAUAUGAAAAUGGAGAACUCAGUUUACGUGGAGAUUUAAAACCCAAGCAAAUUGAAAUGGAUAGUCAGAUUACUAUGCUAAAACUUCAGAUUGAUGAUCUUACAGCAAAACUUGAAACUUCAUCUUCAAAAUGCCUACAUCUGGAUGCAAAAAAUCAUGAUCUUCAACAGGAGCUAUUGUCUAUGAGAGCAAUACAAAAGAAAUGUGAAAAACUGGAGAUGAAUGAAAAGAAGUUGGAACAAGUAGUAGUAAACCUCAGAAGUCAUGUAGAAAUGAAUAUGCUAGAACUUGGUCAAGUAGAACAAUAUAAACGGGAGAUUGAAGAAAGAGCCAGACAGGAAAUAGUAGAAAAAUUGAAAGAAGUCAAUCUAUUUUUACAGAUGCAAGCAGCAUCUCAAGAAAAGUUAGAGCAGUUAAGGGAGAAUAAUACCACUUCAAUGAGACAGCAGAUGGAACUCAGAAUAAAAGAUUUAGAAUCCAAACUUUCCAAAGUGAAAAUUUCCCGAGAAGAUUCUAAUAAAUCAGAGCUGGAAAGAUACAAGCACCUGUAUCUAGAAGAACUAAAUGUUACAACAUUAUUGUCAAAGAAACUAAACGAGACUAAGGAGCAGCUAGCAGAGAACACCACCAAAUUACUCAUGGAGAAACUACAGAACAGAUACUUAGUCAGCCCUCUUACCAUGAUGCCGGUCCUGGAGCCAUCAUGUGCUGGAAAUCUGAAUAAUUAUUCAGUGCUCAAUAGAAAUCUUAUUCCAAGAGAAAAUGUAGUAAUUCCUUCCUCAAUCCCACGGCCUUCAAGUAACAGCAUGGAGACCUUCUUCACCAAGAUUGAUGAUCUUACAGCAAAACUUGAAACUUCAUCUUCAAAAUGCCUACAUCUGGAUGCAAAAAAUCAAGAUCUUCAACAGGAGCUAUUGUCUAUGAGAGCAAUACAAAAGAAAUGUGAAAAACUGGAGAUGAAUGAAAAGAAGUUGGAACAAGUAGUAGUAAACCUCAGAAGCCAUGUAGAAAUGAAUAUGCUAGAACUUGGUCAAGUAGAACAAUAUAAACGGGAGAUUGAAGAAAGAGCCAGACAGGAAAUAGUAGAAAAAUUGAAAGAAGUCAAUCUAUUUUUACAGAUGCAAGCAGAAUCUCAAGAAAAGUUAGAGCAGUUAAGGGAGAAUAAUACCACUUCAAUGAGACAGCAGAUGGAACUCAGAAUAAAAGAUUUAGAAUCCAAACUUUCCAAAGUGAAAAUUUCCCGAGAAGAUUCUAAUAAAUCAGAGCUGGAAAGAUACAAGCACCUGUAUCUAGAAGAACUAAAUGUUACAACAUUAUUGUCAAAGAAACUAAACGAGACUAAGGAGCAGCUAGCAGAGAACACCACCAAAUUACUCAUGGAGAAACUACAGAACAGAUACUUAGUCAGCCUUCUUACCAUGAUGCCGGUCCUGGAGCCAUCAUGUGCUGGAAAUCUGAAUAAUUAUUCAGUGCUCAAUAGAAAUCUUAUUCCAAGAGAAAAUGUAGUAAUUCCUUCCUCAAUCCCACGGCCUUCAAGUAACAGCAUGGAGACCUUCUUCACCAAGCUGCAGCAGGAGUUGGAAAGAAAUAUAACUAGAGAAAUACGAAAGCUACUGCUGACUUGAAUCUGGAUCCUAUAGAGUUUCUCUAGGAUCUACUGAUGAGUCAAAUUGAAAUCAAGAUCUAGUUUUAAAAACAACACAAGAAUAUGUAGAGAUUUUAAAGAAAAAGUAUAUGAUCUGAAAGAUACAUAAUAAGAAUUCAUUUACUAGGUUGUUUACAUAAUAUUCUAAUGGUUUCCUGUUGUACGAUAUGUGAAAAUAUUAAAGGAAAUUAUUUUUUGUAUCAUAUAUGUAUGAUAAAAAUUUACAUAAAUUACUUCAAACUGUUUCUCAGCAUCUGAAACUUUUAAAUGGAUUUUGCAAAUGAAAACCAGCAUUAUUGAGUUUUACAUAGCCAAAAUUCCAGCUGUUUAAACAAGUUAUCAUUAAUACUUCAGUAGAUGUAUUUAUUUGUAAGAUAAAUACAUGUAAGAUGUAUUCAUUUGUAAGAUGUAUUUUAAGAUUCAUUUGUAAGAUGUAUUUGUAAGAUGUAGUUGUAAGAUUCAUUUGUAAGAUGUAUUUGUAAGAUUCAUUUAUAAGAUGUAUUUGUAAAAUUCAUUUGUAAGAUGUAUUUAUUUGUAAGAUGUAUUUAUUUGUAAGUUAUCACUAUAUAACUAUAAAGAUUUAGGUAGCCAUCAUUUUGAUAUAUUACUGCUAUGUCAGUUGUCAGUGUUUAGAGCUAUUAAAAUUGUA